AUGAAAAGAUCAAGUGACGGGAAGAGGAAAGACAGUUCUUCGAUGGGGAAAGAUCUUUUCGGACGGGAGAUUCCUUCUUCAGGCUUCUGGUCUUCAGAGGACAAUGAGACGCUUCUCAUUUUCACUUCGAAGAAUUUGGAGAAUAGAAAGAAAAUAGCAGCUUUUGACAUGGAUGGAACGUUGAUAACUACUAAAUCAGGAAAAGUUUUUCCUGUAGAUACUAAUGAUUGGAAACUCUUGGACUCGAAAAUUCCAAAAAAACUAGCGGAGUUGUACAAUGACGGGUAUAAAAUUUGUAUUUUCACUAACCAGAAAGGUCUUGAGAAAGGACACGUCCUCAAGAAAGAUUUCCAAAAAAAAAUUGAAGCUGUUGUUAAAGCUUUAGGAGUACCAAUUCAUGUGUUUAUCUCCGCUGGAAGUGGGAGAUUUAGGAAGCCUUGUACGGGUAUGUGGGAAGCAUUGGAAAGGUAUAACGAUGAUGUCAAAAUUGAUAAAGAAGAAAGUCUUUUUGUCGGAGAUGCUGCUGGUCGAAUUGUCACAAAGACAAGGCCAAAAAAAGAUCAUUCAUCAGCUGAUCGUUUGCUCGCCAUAAAUUUAGGAUUGAAGUUUUUCACCCCUGAACAAUUCUUCUUCGAAAAAAAAGAAGAACCUUGGAAAACACCCGCUUUCGUACCUACGGAGUUUAUAGCCAAGAAAUUGCCUUUGUUAGAACCAGAACAUGCCAAAGUGCCUUCUCAGGAUAAGGAACUCAUCCUUAUGGUGGGAUUUCCUGGCUCUGGAAAAUCGACUUUCGCUAGAAAUAUUGCAGCUGAGCACAAUUAUGCCAUCGUUAGCAGGGAUAUUCUUGGGACUUGGCAAAAGUGUGUCGCUCAAGCGAAGAAAGAACUGGAGGACGGACGAAGUGUGAUAAUAGACAACACAAACCCAGAUGUAGAAUCGAGGGCUCGUUAUGUGUCAUUGGCAAAGACUAUGUCUGUUAGUGUGCGAUGUUUUGUCAUGAACUGCACGAUGGAUCAUGCUCUACACAAUAUUCGUUUCCGAACUUUGACUAAUUCAAGCGUACCGAUCGUCUCAUCGAUGGUUUUGAGAAUGCACAAUAGUAAAUACAAGAAACCUGAGCUCUCGGAGGGAUUUGAUGAGAUUGUCAGUGUAAAUUUCGUAGCAGAUUUCUCUAACGAUGAACACGAAAGAUUGUAUUCGAUGCAUUUAAUCGAAUGA
Messenger RNA from Auanema sp. JU1783, 1218 nucleotides. The record is from the annotation of a GenBank genome assembly. NCBI's taxonomy places the organism in Eukaryota, Metazoa, Nematoda, Chromadorea, Rhabditida, Rhabditidae.